Tricharina praecox is the source of this 1452-nucleotide messenger RNA. RefSeq lists its product as uncharacterized. The transcript has 2 exons. NCBI's taxonomy places the organism in Eukaryota, Fungi, Ascomycota, Pezizomycetes, Pezizales, Pyronemataceae. The coding region runs from base 174 to 1328 and encodes 384 amino acids. The record is from RefSeq and is a predicted model, not a curated record. Gene Ontology annotation, molecular function: S-methyl-5-thioribose-1-phosphate isomerase activity.
CACAGCCCGAUUGAAUGUGAUCUGCAGGGUCCGUUUUCAUCCCGCUCUUGGCAGCACGCCACAGCCCCUCCAUCCACAGUUUUUCCGCGGCCAUCCAUCGCCACACCUCCGCACUGCAGUCUACCACUUCUCCCACGACCUCCACGACGACGACGACGCCAACGACCGCAACGAUGUCCCUCGAAGCCAUCCGCUACCGCCGCGGCUCCCUCACGAUCCUCGACCAGCUGCGGCUGCCGCACGUCAGCGAGUACGUCACCAUCAGCGACUGCCGUGAUGCCUUCUCGGCGAUUGAGCGAAUGGUAGUCCGGGGGGCGCCCGCGAUCGCCAUCGUCGCCGCGCUCGCGCUGGCCGUGGAGCUAUCCUGCAGCAAGAUUGAGUACGCCAGCGGCGCGAAGAUGGCGGACACCAUCUGCGAGCGGCUCGAGUACCUCGUGGGGUCGCGGCCGACGGCCGUGAACCUUUCGGAUGCGGCGCGGAAACUCAGCAAGGUUGCCAGGGACGCGGCGGAGGCGGGCGAGGGCCCCGAGCAGGUGAAGGAGCGCUAUAUUGUGGCCGCGGAGAAGAUGCUGCAGGACGACGUCGAGGAUAACAGGAACAUUGGCGAUCACGGCGCGAAGUGGAUCUUGGACAAUGUUAACCACGGCGACCUGCACAUGAAGCCCGUGUCGGUGUUGACGCAUUGUAAUACCGGCUCCCUGGCUACCGCUGGCUACGGAACCGCCCUCGGCAUCAUCCGAUCUCUACAUGCCAUGGAGUCGUUGCAGCAUGCCUACUGCACCGAAACGCGGCCGUACAACCAGGGAUCGCGGCUCACAGCCUACGAGCUCGCGACGGACCUCCCGCAGGGGAUGGCUACGCUCAUCACGGACAGCAUGGCGGCGUCGUUGUUGGGCCGGUACCAGCUCGCGGCGAUCAUUGUCGGUGCGGACCGCGUGGCGGCGAACGGUGACACGGCGAACAAGAUCGGGACGUUCCAGCUCGCCAUUGUUGCCAAGUAUCAUGGGGUCAAGUUUGUGGUUGCGGCGCCGACGACGAGCAUCGAUAUGGGCACGGCCAGCGGUAAUGAUAUCUGCAUUGAGCAGCGGCCGGCGCACGAGGUGCUCAUGGUCACUGGCCCCGUGGUGACGACCAAGCCCGAGGGUGGUCUGAGUGUUGACGUGCAGUCGGUGGCGACGAUUGCACCCGGCAUGGCGGGUAGGAUCGGUGUUUACAACCCGAGUUUCGACGUGACACCGAAGGACCUGAUCGAUGCAAUUGUCACGGAGAAGGGUGUGAUGGUGAAGAAUGAGAACAAUGAAUUUGAGCUGGCCCAGCUUUUUGUAUAGAUACCACAUGGCAGUAAGCAAGGGAGGGAGCCGAGAGCCCCGACACAAUUUGGGGGGUGGGGGAGAAGUGUGCGGUUGGUUUCAUGUGGUAUCGCAUUGAUAGAACACCAUUCUGCCUGGGCAG